Bursaphelenchus okinawaensis is the source of this 2102-nucleotide messenger RNA. NCBI's taxonomy places the organism in Eukaryota, Metazoa, Nematoda, Chromadorea, Rhabditida, Aphelenchoididae. The record is from the annotation of a GenBank genome assembly.
AUGAAAAUUCUUUUACUUGGUACUAUUUUCAUCAAUCGUUUAUUUAUUUCUUUUUAGGUUAUAAAAAUACUAAAAUUAAUUUUUAGGAGGUCCGGAAUCUGGAAAAAGCACAAUUUUUAAACAAAUGAAGUAAGUUUUAUAUAAAAAUUAGACAUGCCUUUCAAAACGAGAAGCGAUGAAAGAAAAUUUAUUUAACUUUUAGGAUUUUACAUAUGAACGGAUUUACGGAUGCAGAUAUGCUCAACUUUCGGUUUUUAAUUUACGCAAACACAACGCAAGCGUUGUACCAAUUGUUAGAGGGUGCCAAGGCAUUGCGCGUCGAAAUUGAUGAAGACAUUAUACACGAUGUCAUACAUUUCCGUACUUACUACGAAACCACUCCGCCGUAUGAGCUAGAAAUGGAUAGAGAGUUGGCCAAUAAAAUGUCUCACAUAUAUAACUCAAGGUUUAUUAAGGCGGUUUUAGAACGACAACAUGAGAUUGUCCUUUUAGAUUCUGCAGUUUAGUAAGCAAUCUUAAUAUUCUAAUUAGGCUUUACUUUAUUGUAAAAACUUACACUAUUUGAUCGUGUAACAUGGUUUUUAAAUGAAAAAUUGAACUGUAUUUUAAAUUAAUUAAAAAUUUCGCGUAAAUAUUUAAGAUCGGUUUUUAAAAAGAAUAAUUAUCAAGUUUAAAUUAAUAACCGAUGUUUUAUACAGAAAGAUAUAGAACCUACAAACAAACAUUUUGCAGUUUCCUGGAUAAAAUAAUGCUGAUUGGAUCGCCCGACUUUCAGCCCUCCCACCAGGAUGCUUUAAGAGCUAGAAUAGCUACAACCGGAAUAAAUGAAAUUGAAUUUAAUUACAAAAAAGUUAGUUUGAAAAUGGUUGAUGUUGGUGGGCAACGGUCGGAACAAAGAAAGUGGAUACAUUGUUUUGAUAACGUUAACGGUUUAUUGUUUAUUGCUGAGCUUUCUGGGUACAACCAGAUGCUAAAUGAUGGAGAAAGAACUGUUGUAAGUUAUUUAAUACAGGAAGUACCCAACCUGCAAUUCUCAAAAUUAACUGAAAGUUUUUAUACGGAUAGUACCAGUAGCACAUAUAUAAACUCUUAGCUUGCGGUUUUAAGUUUUAAAAUUAAUAUUUUUUAUUCUUCCGCCAUUUUGGUAAAUUUGGCAUUCUGUUGCAAGCCUUUUUUGGAGUUCCAGAUAAAAUAGGAUUAAAAUUUUAAAACUGCAGGUUCAUUUGAAGUUUUUCCAUCAUUGUAUUAAAGAAGAAUAAUUAAAUGUCAAAAAAUGACAAAUUUAAAAGCUUUAUACGUCAAUUUGGCGCGAAAUUUAAAACAUGAUUUUUUGAUAUCAAUUUUCUCAUGUCUGCCGUAAACCGCAACUUAGAAUUUUGCAUAAGGUAUUACAUGUACAUGAUUUUCAAUGAAAAAUAUUACAACGAAAUCUGGGCGUUGCAGGUCGAGUACCUACCUUGUAAGUCGUGCUAGUUUAACUGAAUAUAUUACAGUAAAAUGGUUUUUGUUUAUAUUUUAAAAAUUUAAGCCAACGUAUUGUAAUAUUUAAAAGUUUAUACAAUUUUUAUUAAAUUUUCGUUUCUUUGAUAAAUGUAUUAUAACCUUACCCAGCAUUGGUGAAAAAGUAAUGCUUUAUUUAAUUUAUGUUUUGCAGAAUCGACUUAAGUACAGCAUGUAUCUGUUUAAACGCAUUGUUAACAAUCCUUGUUUUGGCAAAAAAACGGCAAUAAUAUUGUUUCUGAACAAAGUAGACGUUUUUCGCGAACGACUAAACGUUUUUCCAUUGACAGUUUGUUUUAAGAGCUACUCAGGCAAGUCAAACUUGUGUUUUAAUCAAAAAGUUUUUGCUGAAUUGUUCAAGUUGUAAAGUUAUUUAUUUUAUAGAAAAUACGUAUUACAUUUCAGGACCAAAUACUUUCGAAAGCUCCGCUAAUUUUGUCACAGACCGUUUCAUGACUGUAGUACCGGCAGAAAUUCAAGAAAAACGUCCUGUAUACACACAUUACACGAACGCUACAGAUACUCGAAACAUUGAUCGUGUAUUUGACAGCUGUAUUGAUGUCGUGUUUAAACUUUCAAUGGAAAAAGUUGGAUUUUUGUAG